AUGGAGCCCAGCGCACUGGCUGAGGGUGGCUGUGGGACUACAACACAGCAAGGGCCCAUCACAACAUAUUGCAAUAACAACAGACCGGAUGUGCAGAUGUAUGGGGGAAUGAGCAGCACCCACUCGCCUUCCUUGGACAAGAUCCUUCACUUCGAUCUGCCAGUUAUAAGCUCAUGGAUGAGGAGCUGGGUAGUGAUGCACAGAGCCUUCACACAAAAUCCACUGCUGGUGCAGGAUAGGAUUGUUUUAGAAGCAUAUGGUGAUAUGCACUGUUCAUGCCAAUGUCCUACUUGGGCAGUACUUGUGCAAGGCGAACAAUGA
Ostreobium quekettii is the source of this 321-nucleotide messenger RNA. Lineage: Eukaryota; Viridiplantae; Chlorophyta; Ulvophyceae; Bryopsidales; Ostreobiaceae. The record is from the annotation of a GenBank genome assembly.